CCCCCCCAGGUUCCUCCCUCCCUGCCCCUCCCCACCCAGCUCUAUCAUGCCCAUCCUCAAAAACCUCCCGGUGCGCCUGAGAGGCGGCGGUCCGACCCUAGAGAACGCUUGGCUCCUGCGCAGGAUGAGUCUCAACAUCCCCCCCAACCAUCACCACCCCAACCCCUUCGACCAUGACGACCGCGACAGCAUCCACGGCAACGGCGGCCACGGCGACCACUGGUCGCCCGGCAGCUCGCUGCUGGACGGCGACGUGCAGCGGGACCGCAACCCGUUCGAGGACGAGGAGGACGAGAACGAGGCCAACGAAGGGAAGAAGGGAGGCGGAGGUGGAGGGUCGGGGAAAGGGUCUUUCAAGUUCAUGUCCCCGCUGAAGACGCUGGGAAAGCUGGGGAAGAACCUGAGGUUGUCGGGGAGGAGCAAAGGAAGUGGACCCCCGUCCCCCCAGGGGUCGCUGCAGGGAACGCCCUCACCCGCAGAGAAGAAGAAGAGGGGACGGAGGAGCUCUGAAGGAAGUCUACUGAGGUUUGCCGGGAAAUACCGCGACAGCCUCGGGUCCCGUAAGGAGGGUCUCAUCAACGGGGAGCUGAACUGUUCGGAGAGCGAGGGCGACACCACCAGCCGGCGCCUGUCCUUCAUGAAGAUGGUGGGCCUGGGGAAGCUGAAGCGGGAGUCCCUGAACGACCACUCGUCCCUGGGCCCCGAAGACCAGCUGGUGCAGGAGGAGGAGGUGGAGGAGCCCAAACCCAGAGAGCCGCUGUCAGAACAGGGCCUACAGGAGAACCUGGACCUGCUGGAGCAGUACUGUCAGACCUGGGCCCUGACACAGAAAGCCCUGCAAGACCAAGAGCUGGGCAAAGAGAAGAGUCCCCUCACUCAGCUGGUCCAGAGGCUCAGUCCACUUCCUGACCCUGUUCUGCCUCAGGACCAGUCUGGGAACCGACAA
Molecule: messenger RNA, 946 nt
Organism: Etheostoma cragini (Arkansas darter)
Lineage: Eukaryota; Metazoa; Chordata; Actinopteri; Perciformes; Percidae
Exons: 4
Source: RefSeq, a predicted model, not a curated record